Aspergillus viridinutans is the source of this 378-nucleotide messenger RNA. RefSeq lists its product as uncharacterized. The transcript has a single exon. The record is from RefSeq and is a predicted model, not a curated record. Lineage: Eukaryota; Fungi; Ascomycota; Eurotiomycetes; Eurotiales; Aspergillaceae. Bases 1 to 378 code for a protein of 125 amino acids.
AUGUAUUCCCAUCCAAACUUUCUUUGGCUCUAUGCCCUAAUUACCACGUUGAUCAGUCCAACACUGGCGUUGCCUUCGCUUCCAACAACCAACCCUUCGUCAACAUCGACAGUCUUCCAGUUCACUCGCAAUGGCACCUGGCUCGAAAACCUUGCAGUCCGACCUAACGGAAACCUCCUCGCGACGCGCCUUGACGCUCCUGAACUAUGGCUGAUCGACCCAGCCAACACCAACACCGCGGAAGCUGGUUCCUUAUUCUACACCUUCCCCAAUGCCACUAGUCUGCUGGGCAUCACCGAAAUCGACACAGACGCCUACGCAGUGGUCGCCGGCAACUUCUCCAUCUCUACCGUCCCAGCACCCCUGGUUCAUACGUGA